AAAAGAGAAAAAAAUCUGUAGUUUUUUUUUUUAAUAAAAGAAAAAAAUCUAUAGUUAAACACUCUUUCUUCCUCCUUCUGCAUAUCCCCCCCUCCCAUGCCCAACCUUCUUUCAAUUCUUUUAGGUAAAGAAGUAACACACACACACACACAUCCAGACAAUCUUUACCCAUUUCCUGCUAGUGUUUUGGUGGGUUUCUUUCAUCUGAGUAAACUUCUCGUUUCUUCUCUACGUUGGUAGGUCAUAGGUGGUAGCCAAACUAUGACAAAUGCCUCUGUUGCUAGAUUCAGUGGAAUUAACAGAGCAGUGUUGCCACUUCCUCGUAGAAGAAAGUUCCGAAUAGAUUUUACAAGAAGCUUUUCAACCUGUGCUUCACCAUUUGUGUGUUCAUCUUCGUAUGCCGUUUAUCCCCCUUCUGCUUUUGUGUUGAACGCCCAACUCGCAGCAUCAGAUACCCUGCAACGCUCUGAAGAAUGGUUUGCGCUACGCAGGGACAAGCUAACGACUAGUACCUUCAGCACAGCAUUGGGAAUGUGGAAAGGCAAACGUCGGUUUGAGCUAUGGCAAGAAAAAGUUUUUCCUUCAAACGUGCAGGUAGCCGAGGGCUCUAAAAAGGGCGCUAUGGAAUGGGGGGUUCUUAAUGAAGCUGCAGCUAUAGAGCGUUACAAAAGCAUUACUGGUCGGGAUGUCAGCUCGUUGGGCUUUGCCAUCCAUUCAGAGGAUCGAUUGGAUUGGAUCGGAGCUUCCCCAGACGGGCUACUUGGAUGCUUUCAGGAAGGUGGAAUUCUGGAAGUGAAAUGCCCAUUCAACAAGGGGAAGCCAGAGACGAUGUUGCCAUGGAAAACUGUGCCGUUUUACUACAUGCCUCAGAUACAAGGUCAAAUGGAGGUGAUAGACAGAGAUUGGGCAGAUUUGUAUUGUUGGACUCCAAACGGAAGCACUAUAUUUCGUGUAUACAGAGAGCGUGGCUAUUGGCAAUUGAUACAUGGAGUUUUACGAGAGUUUUGGUGGGAGAACGUCAUUCCAGCAAGGGAAGCACUUCUGUUGGGGAUGGAGGAAGAAGCCAAAUCAUUCGAGCCAACAUCAACACACAAACUAACUGGACUUGUUAUAGCCAAAAGCUUAAAUUUAGCCGGGGAAGCGAAGUUGCUGUGCCGGGAGAUUGCAGGUCACGUGGAGUUCUUCCGUUAAGUUGGCAUUCAAGUAAGUAAAAAAAAAUCCAGACUUGUUCUUGUAGGUGAUAGAUUGGCUCAUGAUCUUCUUCUGUCAUUCUUUAGUUUCGAUAUUUUAUUUCUUGAUAUUUAUAGUGGCUCCAAUGCUUAUCAUUCAGCUUAUUUUUAAUAGAAGUAUCAUUUUAGCAUUGUCUUGGCAAUAUUGUAGACUGUCCUCCAUUUAUCUUCAUACCUUACCCUAAAUUUUUGGUGUUGAUAUUGAAUCGUCGUGAUAGAUGUUGAGUAAAUUUAGGUGAAAUAAGAACCUCUUACCUCAUCGACGCAACAAUGGGAUGAGAGUGUUUCCCUCACUUUCCUAAAUUAGUAGCUUCAUGUAGGGAGCCAAAAACAGCCAUAUUUAGACCAUGAUCAAGAAACAUUAGAAACUCUCCCUACCAGAAAUUCUCUCUGCGUAAACGGUAGAAAUUAAGGUAGAGAGGAUAAGGAAGAACAAGAGAGGAGAGAAGAUGGACAUAUACGAGUCUAACGGGCUGUCGUGGGCGGAUCAGUGGGACCCUCAGCCGGUGCCAUCGGAGAUGCCUGAGAAGAAAGACAAAGAUGAUUCGGAGAAGGGCAAGAAGAAACUAAUCAACUUCAAAUGGGUGAAGAACUUAUGCAAGAAAUCCAAGAAUAAGGCUUAGAUUUCAUGAAACGCGCAUCGUUUCUCUAUUUAUCAAUCUGAUUAGCGCUGCGCUAUGUGGCGAGAUAUAUGUACCUGUAUUCCUCAUACAACAGCAAAUAUUUGCUAUUAGGAUGCUAUCUUGAACUGUUUUUGGUUUUUGUCUUCUUCGAAUUAUUUCCAUAGUAUUGUUUCUUGGGUUGAAAUUUUACCUGAAGUUUUUCGAGAA
Salvia miltiorrhiza (redroot sage) is the source of this 2059-nucleotide messenger RNA. RefSeq lists its product as uncharacterized. The transcript is spliced from 2 exons. Lineage: Eukaryota; Viridiplantae; Streptophyta; Magnoliopsida; Lamiales; Lamiaceae. Bases 262 to 1191 code for a protein of 309 amino acids. The record is from RefSeq and is a predicted model, not a curated record.